This is a messenger RNA of Lichtheimia ornata, 1644 nucleotides long. RefSeq lists its product as uncharacterized. NCBI's taxonomy places the organism in Eukaryota, Fungi, Mucoromycota, Mucoromycetes, Mucorales, Lichtheimiaceae. The transcript has 2 exons. Gene Ontology annotation, cellular component: SCF ubiquitin ligase complex. The coding region runs from base 1 to 1644 and encodes 547 amino acids. The record is from RefSeq and is a predicted model, not a curated record. Gene Ontology annotation, biological process: SCF-dependent proteasomal ubiquitin-dependent protein catabolic process. Gene Ontology annotation, molecular function: protein binding.
AUGGAAUCACUACCUCCCGAGAUCCUCUCCCAGAUUCUCUCCCAUCUUGAUCGCAAUGACACCAUUGAGUGCGUUCGUGUAUGUCGAUCAUGGUGUAAACUUAUUCCUCCUUAUGCUGCUCCUCUCUGGUCGCAUGUUCACUUGAGCCAAGACGCCUAUCACAUUUUGGAUGGUGUUCCUAUCUUUUCACCUUUCAUUCAUACCAUUACCCUCGUCAACUAUGACGCACAUUUGGAGAAGGCUCUUAAAAUGCUUAGUAGUGCAUCCAACCAUCUUGCCUUACAAAAGCUAAAACUCCAGGGCACACGGAUGCGACCCAAUCCUGAUUUCAUCGAGUUAUUCCGACCAAUGCAUGUCGAUGACUUGGAGGUUGAAGACACCACACGAGACGUUUCGGAAAGGAUGGACUUUUUGGACUUGAUGGCAACAGCACAACCUCGCAGCUUUUAUUAUUCGGAUACGCCCAACAUCAUCCCCGAUAUAUAUCCAUGGUUCACAUUUCAUCUUAAGGAUGUCAAUUCACCCCUUUGUGAACGACUUGUAUCAUUGACAUUGAAGAUUUACGGCUUCCAAUUUGAUUUAAUGACUCUUCUUCAGCAUUGUCCCAACUUGAAAAGACUGCAAACGGGCUUUGAUACACAAGCCAGCAGCGACGACAUUAUGGCUUCAUGUCCACGUCUUCAAUAUUUGGAUUGUAACAGUAUUUUUGAUGCUCGCAAGGAGUUGGAAUGGGUAGAGACACCACCACCACCACCACCACCACCUCAUGAUGAACAACAAGGCUUAUUAUUACGCUAUCUACGCUAUCGCAAAGUGGAUGCUCAGACGCUAGACUUUGUAUUGAAGUACCAAUCCACACUUGAACUACUCCAUCUUGAUUGCAAACAUACCGCUUAUCGACCCAAAUGGCAACCUUUUGCUACGCAGUUCCAAUCAGCUACGUUACGCAUGUUAUCAUGUCGGAUGCUUGGAGACGGCGAGUUUCUCAGCACAUUGAUCCCUUCAUGCCCCAAUUUGGAACGUGUGCAAUUGAGUGGAGUACGACCCCGUGCAGCUAUAUGGGAUGCAUUAGCUUCUUUGCCCAAACUUGAGCUUUUGGAACUUGGACUUUGUAGCGAUCGUACACAACCUGGCGACGACGAGCAACAAGCUAUCGCCGAAUUACAGCAAAUGUUCAGCAAAUUAUCAUUGAAGUAUUUGGCCUUGAGGAAUGAUAGUAUCUUUUACAACAUGCUCAAGCCUUCAGUGCUCUUGGAAGCUGUUCGUCACCAAAGAGAUCUUGAAGAACUUGAAGUGAAUUGCGAGACGCUUGUAGAGCCCAUGGAUGUGGAUCAAUUCUUUACCUAUCUAAGUCACAUGCCGCACCUCAAGCAUUUGGACCUCGCCUAUCUACCAUUCCCCAAUGAUCUAGCAUUUGCUCCACUUUGUAAUACUUGUAUUGGUAUUGAAUCCAUCAAUCUCACCCAUUGCCGCAACGUCACAGAUGAAUUACUAAGAGCAAUCCUGGAUACGCUUGCCCCACAACGAUUGAGGAAACUUCAUGUAAUAGGCAAUAGUAAGGUAGCAUUUCCUGAUAUAUUUACACGAUACAUGAUGAACAAGUACAAUGGUCGACUAGACUUCUUGAUAAUAAAGAACAUGUGA